Olea europaea var. sylvestris is the source of this 474-nucleotide messenger RNA. Its product is annotated as probable 2-oxoglutarate-dependent dioxygenase ANS. The record is from RefSeq and is a predicted model, not a curated record. The transcript is spliced from 4 exons. NCBI's taxonomy places the organism in Eukaryota, Viridiplantae, Streptophyta, Magnoliopsida, Lamiales, Oleaceae. The coding region runs from base 1 to 474 and encodes 157 amino acids.
AUGGCUGGAGUUGAACUAGAAAUUGGAAAACCUGUGCAAGAGCUGGUAGAAAAUGGAAUUGAGUUUCCAAAUAAUUAUAUCUGGGAAAGUCCUAAUUUUGGAACCAUAGAUGCUUCUGUUCCACUAGGAGACAUUCCAGUAAUUGAUAUUUCUCAAUUGAAAUAUUCGGAUCAUCAACUUCGAUCAGCUCUUAGCUCAUGGGGAUGCUUUCAGGCAGUCAAUCAUGGAAUUGAAAAUUCCUUUCUGGAAGAAGUGUGUGAAGUUGCCAAACAAUUUUUUCAGCUUCCAAUGAUGGAGAAGGAAAAAUAUGCGAGACAGAAAGGGUCUUUUGAAUCAAUUAAGGGAGCUAUUCAAUGCCCACAAGAUGAACUAGAAGUUACGAACAUAGAUUAUCCAUUGAGAGACCUCGUGCAAAUCUACAUUCUUAUAGUUAUUCAAGUGCUUCAGCAAGAUGAAAGGGAGAUUAUAGGUUAA